Messenger RNA from Megalops cyprinoides (Indo-Pacific tarpon), 591 nucleotides. RefSeq names its product zinc finger, HIT-type containing 3 (gene znhit3). Gene Ontology annotation, biological process: maturation of LSU-rRNA from tricistronic rRNA transcript (SSU-rRNA, 5.8S rRNA, LSU-rRNA); snoRNA localization; box C/D snoRNP assembly. Gene Ontology annotation, molecular function: protein binding. NCBI's taxonomy places the organism in Eukaryota, Metazoa, Chordata, Actinopteri, Elopiformes, Megalopidae. The record is from RefSeq and is a predicted model, not a curated record. The transcript is spliced from 5 exons. Bases 53 to 502 code for a protein of 149 amino acids. Gene Ontology annotation, cellular component: nucleus; pre-snoRNP complex.
AAGCGGAACACAUUUCCACGUGGGAAUAAGUGAGACACGGUGCAGCUUAGCUAUGCAGAUCUGCAGUGUUUGUAGCGAGCAGGUACCAAAAUAUCGAUGCCCGGCCUGCAAAAUCAGAUACUGUUCGGUCAGUUGCUACAAGAAACACAAAGAUGAGUGCGUGCCUGUGAAACCGACUGCGUCACCUGCACCAGAUUUGUCUGUGACAUGCAACAGUGAGGGAGGCUGGAGUGUGGACGAUCUGCUCGAUGAGGACGACCAAUCAGACAGAGUUCCGUUACAGAGGCUUAAACAAUUGGGUGAAUCAGAGGAGCUGAAGGCGAUGUUGUGUAAUCCGCACCUGAGACAGCUCUUGCUCACUGUAGACCAAACGGAGAGCAAAGCAGAUAUCAUGAAAGUGGCCAUGCAGGAACCCCUGUUUGUGGAGUUUGCUGAUCAAUGCUUGAAAAUUGUUGAACCAGCUAAAGAUGAGGACAGUUGUCCAGUGGAUGAACCCCUGUAGGGAGUGUGAGAAGUUGAUGGAGCAUACAUUGGAGAGCCUCUAGAAUGUGCUGUAAAAUAUGGUUGUAAAUACUGUAAUUAAAUGCUGCA